Molecule: messenger RNA, 1929 nt
Organism: Magallana angulata
Lineage: Eukaryota; Metazoa; Mollusca; Bivalvia; Ostreida; Ostreidae
Exons: 1
Coding region: 1-1929 (642 amino acids)
Biological process (GO): DNA integration
Molecular function (GO): nucleic acid binding
Source: RefSeq, a predicted model, not a curated record
AUGAAAGUACACUGUGCCUUAGUAAUUGCAAAGGCAAGAGUAGCGCCUCUAAAGGUUGUAACAAUACCUCGUUUGGAAUUAACAGCUGCCGUAUUGUCAGUGAAGGUCAGCCUAUUUCUGAAGAGGGAGCUGAACCUACCAAUCGACAGAGAUUACUUCUGGACAGAUUCCAAAGUUGUACUUGGAUACAUCAACAAUGAGGCUCGCAGAUUCCAUGUAUAUGUUGCAAAUCGCGUUCAGAUAAUUAGAGAUGCAACAGAACCUCAUCAGUGGCAUUACAUAGAGUCUGCUAGCAACCCAGCUGAUCAAGCCUCUCGCGGGCUUCGUGCAUCUGAGAUUAACAACUCUGCAUGGCUGAUUGGUCCUCCCCUGCUAUGGCAACCGAAUAUUGAAACUCAAAGUGUUGAAGCAGAAUUGCAUCUUGGAGACCCUGAAGUGAAAUCUGUGAGGACACUGUGUACCAAAACCGAAAUUCAUAGGAGUGUUCUUGACAUUCUAUCCAAAUUCUCAUCCUGGACAAAGCUGAUAUCGUUUGUUGCCAGAAUGCAGAGACUCUCUAAUGGUAUCAAGGGAACUCAUCCAACAAACCCGAAUGAAAGACUCAAGGCAGAACUGACCAUCGUGAAGUUUGUUCAACAUGAAACUUUUCCAGACGCUAUCAGCACCCUCCGUAAAUCUGAAAACCUACCAAGAACAAACUCCUUGAAACCUCUAGAGGCAGUUCUACAGGAUGGGAUUCUUCGAGUUGGAGGUAGACUUAGUAGGGCAGCCUUGCCAUCACUCUACAAACACCCGAUAAUCUUACCCAAGGAUAGUCACAUUACACUCUUGAUUCUAUCUCAUGCUCACAUGGAAACCUUUCAUCAAGGAAGAGGUUUUACCCUUAACAAACUCCGGUCUCUGGGAUAUUGGAUCGUAGGAGGUAGUAAGACGAUAGCCAACUACAUACGUCACUGCGUGAUAUGCAGGAAGUUGAUAAGACCGACAGAGACGCAGAGAAUGGCGGACUUGCCCAAGGAGCGUAUUGAGCCAUCUCCACCAUUCACAUAUUGUGGUAUGGACUGUUUUGGUCCAUUCAUUGUGAAACAGGGUCGAAAGGAAAUAAAACGCUAUGGUUUACUUUUUACCUGCAUGUGCUCUCGGGCUAUUCACAUUGAGAUGUUGGAUGACAUGUCUACGGACGCUUUCAUCAAUGGUCUUCGCUGUUUUAUCGCCAUUAGAGGAGCUGUUCGACAACUGCGCUCAGACCAAGGAACUAACUUCAUUGGUGCAAAGAAUGAGUUUCAGAAAGCUGUGGACAAAGAAAGAAUAUGUUCAUUCUUGACAGAGAAACAGUGUGAAUUUGUGUUUAACGCGCCGAGUGCUAGCCAUACCGGAGGAGUGUGGGAACGUCAAAUAAGAACUGUUCGUAACAUUCUCAACGCCAUACUAUUACUUUGUCCUGGAAGACUGGAUGACUCUUCACUGAGAACCGUAUUCUACGAGGCAAUGUCUAUUGUAAACUGUCGCCCACUUACAGUUAGCGAGAUAGACAACCCAGAUUCGCUAGAGCCACUUACUCCGAACCACAUUUUAACUGGAAAGACUUCAUCUCCUCUUCCCCCUCCAGGAGAGUUCCGGAAGGAAGAUAUGUAUAUCCGCAAACGUUGGAGACGCGUUCAGUUUCUUAUGGAACAGUUUUGGUCGCGAUGGAGACGAGAAUACUUGGCCAAGAUUACCUUGCGACAGAAGUGGCACGGAGUACGUCGGAACAUCAAGGAAGGAGACAUUGUUCUGGUGAAGGACUUCGCUUUGCCGCGCAACCAAUGGCCUCUUGGUAGAGUCAUCGAAAGCAACCCAGAUGAAGAUGGCCUAGUGCGGAGAGUCAAGGUGAAAUUGCAGUCUGGCAUACUCGAGAGAACAGUUCAUAAGCUUGUGUUACUUAUUUAG